Messenger RNA from Geosmithia morbida, 564 nucleotides. RefSeq lists its product as uncharacterized. The record is from RefSeq and is a predicted model, not a curated record. The transcript has 2 exons. The coding region runs from base 1 to 564 and encodes 187 amino acids. NCBI's taxonomy places the organism in Eukaryota, Fungi, Ascomycota, Sordariomycetes, Hypocreales, Bionectriaceae.
AUGAAGUUGAACCGCAUGGCUUUGCCGGACCCCCGGCCUAUGGCCAUCUUCAACAUCUCCAUAAAGAGAGAUGACGACAGGUCUCAGAAGGUCUGCAGUCGUCUGCAGAAGACGCUCGACGCCUGGGUCUCGGGUGAUGAUGCCUCCUCGGACAAUACACACGCUGUCCCGGACGAUGACGACGACGACGACGACGACGACGGAUUUUUCACUGCGGGAACCUCCGCGGUAAUCUGGGACGGCAACGCGACAUUGGAAGUCGCAUCGACCAGUAACUGUCACCGCGCUUCUGACCCUGACCGGGACUACUUCUUCAUCUUUUCCCUCCGAUGCUCUUCAACCGCCCCCCAUGUCUUCCCGGACAGGGAGCAAGCGACAGUUGAGGAGCAGACGGCAACUGAGGAUAAAUUACUCACUGUCCUCAUGUUUUCAUACUUUGCCACGAUCCUUCGCUCUAUCCUCCUGGUUCACAUCUACCCUUCCGUUACCCUCCCGGCCGAGGAGCAAGAGCCGGCCGAAGAGCAGGAGCCGGCUGAGGAGCAGCAAGCCGGGGAGGAACCGUGA